GGGCUGAGGGCUGUCCUCCAUGUUUUAAUAAGCACUGACAUUACACACAAGUCUUUUCUAAGCCAUGCAUCCACAGAGUUUAGCAGAAGAGGAGGUGAAGACAGAGUCAGAUGUGAACGAGGGAAUGGAGAUUGCCACACGAUCCAAAGUGUCUGAUCCAGGGUCAGCGGAGCGCACCGCCCCGAAACGCAAAGCACCUAGCCCUCCGCAUUCAUCCAACGGACACUCUCCUUCAGAAACUUCUCCUAGCCCAGUCAAAAAGAAGAAGAAGCCUGGGGCUGUCAACAGCAGCAAAGAUCAGUCCGAACUAAGACAUGGUCCCUUUUACUAUGUGAAGCAGCCCGCACUCACCACAGACCCUGUUGAUGUUGUACCGCAGGACGGCAGGAACGACUUCUAUUGCUGGGUGUGUCACCGCGAGGGCCAGGUGCUCUGCUGUGAGCUCUGCCCACGCGUCUACCAUGCCAAGUGUCUCAAACUGGCUGCUGAGCCUGAAGGCGACUGGUUCUGUCCUGAGUGUGAGAAAAUAACCGUCGCAGAGUGCAUCGAGACCCAGAGCAAGGCAAUGACCAUGCUGACAUUGGAGCAGCUGUCUUACCUUCUCAAAUUCGCCCUCCAGAAGAUGAAACAGCCUGGUACUGAACCGUUUCACAAGCCAGUGUGUCUCGAGCAGCAUCCUGAUUAUGCAGAGUAUAUUUUUCAUCCCAUGGAUCUCUGUACAUUAGAAAAGAAUAUCAAAAAGAAAAUGUACGGCUCUACUGAAGCGUUCCUGGCUGACGUGAAGUGGAUUUUGCACAACUGCAUCAUUUACAAUGGAGGAAACCAUAAGCUCACCACAACGGCUAAAGUCAUCAUAAAAAUCUGUGAGCAUGAAAUGAAUGAAAUUGAGGUCUGUCCAGAGUGCUAUCUUUCAGCAUGCCAGAAGAGGGACAACUGGUUUUGUGAGCCUUGUAGUAAUCCUCAUCCCCUUGUGUGGGCCAAACUUAAGGGCUUUCCAUUCUGGCCUGCCAAAGCUCUACGAGACAAAGAUGGACAAGUAGAUGCACGAUUCUUUGGACAGCAUGAUAGGGCUUGGGUCCCAAUCAAUAACUGCUACCUCAUGUCUAAAGAGAUUCCUUUCUCUGUAAAAAAGACCAAAAGCAUCUUUAACAGUGCCAUGCAGGAGAUGGAAGUCUAUGUGGAGAACAUUAGGAAAAAAUUCGCCGUCUUUAAUUAUGCCCCGUUCCGCACACCCUACACGCCCGACAACCAGUUUCAAAUGCUGCUUGACCCAGCAAACCCUGGCGCUGGCUCAGUCAAACCUGACAAGCAGGAAAAGAUCAAGUUCAGCUUUGAUAUUUCUGCAUCGCACGUAGGCAAGGGCAUGGUGUCGGCUGGGAUGGGUGGCGGAGGGACUGCUGGUAGGCGGAUCGCUAUGCCGGACAUACCACGCUCACCAAUGAGCACUAACUCUUCUGCUCAUACUGGUUCUGAUGGCGAACAAGAGGGUGGAGAAAAGAGCCAGACCAGAGCACUUCUGCAACACCACAGCACAGGAGAAGAGUCUCUUGAUAGCACAGCGUCCCCUGCUGCCCCACGAGCCGGUACUGCAGGCAGCGCCAUGGACAGCCCCAAACCAUUUCACUCCACAGUGCCAACUGCACCUAUCAAACAGGAGAAGACCCCUGCUACAGGCAGCAUCUUAAACCUUAACCUCGACCGCAGUAAAGCCGAGAUGGACCUUAAGGAGUUGAGCGAGACUGUACAGCAGCAGCAGCAGGGCACUCAGGCCUCACUCACUUCCCCAAAAAGACAGAUUAGGAGCCGCUUCCAGCUCAACCUUGACAAGACCAUCGAGAGCUGCAAAGCACAGCUAGGUAUAGAUGAGAUAUCAGAGGACGUGUAUAAAGAUGAGGAACACAGUGACUCUGAGGACUCGGACAAGUCUGACUCCAGCGACAGCGAAUACACCAGUGACAACGAUCAAAAAUCAAAGAGCGCCAAGGACUCUGCGGCCGAUGAAAAAAACGAGAAAGAAGCAUCUAAAAAGAAGCCCAAACUGCCAUCAUCUGCUGAUGAAGACAAGGACAGCAGCACAGAAUCCUCUGGUACAUCAAGCUCACUGACCAAAACCGAGAUUGUGCAGAAAGUUGGAAGUGGGGUCCCUCAAGCUAAAGAAAAGCCACCUGCUGAGUCGGACAAGGAAGUGCCUAAAGCGGUACCGGAAUCUCCUAGUACAAAAGACAAGUCCAAGGUAACAGAGGAAGCCAGGCAGACUGUGUCUGUCGACGUAGACAUGGACUCAGACUCAGAGCGAGAGCUGGUGAUUGAUUUGGGAGAAGAACCCGGAGGAAGAGAGAGGAAGAGGCGCAGGAAAGACUCGGCCGCUGUCACCGCACUCAAAGAGCCCGCAGCCUCCAAGACAGAGGCUAAGGGACCUCCUCAAGGUAGCCUUGCCCCAUCUCAAACCCCUUCAGCUCCCUCCUCUACUCCAAGCCUGAAAGACCCAUCUCAGUCACCAAUGGCAGUUCCUCUAAACGUAGUCACCAUCCCCGCUGUCCCUAGCAGCACUGCGAUUGUCUCUUCGUCCCUGCCGAACUCUGCUCCCCCUACAGCCCUGGCCUCCUCCACCCCCACCAGCACAGUGAAGAAACAGCGCCCCCUGCUGCCCCGUGAGAGUGUCCCGGUGGUGCAGAGGGCUGUUGUGUGGAACCCCAGUACCAAGUUUCAGACGUCGUCUCAGAAGUGGCACAUGCAGAAGGUGCAGCGGCAGCAGCAGAGCCACGCGCAGCCUCACACUCAGACACAGACGGUAUCGCAAACGCAGCAGCCAUCCUCUUCCCCAACUUCUUCUAGCACCCGAUAUCAGACACGGCAGGCCGUUAAGGCUGUACAGCAGAAAGAUUCUCCACACAGCACCUCAACUUCGGCUGUCACUCUGGUCUCCAGCACCCCUGUGUCUGCAGCCAUAAUGGCAGGCGUCACGGUUAGCUCCUCCUCCUCAUCCUCAUCGUCCUCCAUGGCUGGAGAUCUACAAAUCCCCACCACGUCUGCUGAUGUGGCAGCUGACAUUGCAAAAUACACCAACAAAAUCAUGGAUGCAAUCAAAGGGACAAUGACUGAAAUAUACAAUGACCUUUCCAAGAGCACCUCAGGAAACACAAUAGCUGAGAUUAGGCGGUUACGGAUCGAAAUCGAAAAGCUGCAGUGGCUCCAUCAACAGGAAUUAUCAGAAAUGAAACACAAUUUAGAGCUGACCAUGGCGGAGAUGCGGCAGAGUCUGGAGCAGGAGCGAGAGCGGCUGGUCGCCGAAGUGAAGAAGCAAAUGGAGAUGGAGAAACAGCAGGCUGUCGAUGAGACCAAGAAGAAGCAGUGGUGUGCCAACUGCAAGAAAGAGGCAAUUUUUUAUUGCUGCUGGAACACAAGCUACUGUGACUACCCCUGUCAGCAAGCGCACUGGCCAGAACACAUGAAGUCAUGCACGCAGUCUGCAACUUCGUCACAGCAAGAGCCAGACACAGAGUCAAACACAGACGGCGUUUCUAAGGUUUCCGGCCAUCCCAACAGUAGUCAGGAAUCCCCUCGAGAGACUACAGGAGCUCCUCCUGCAGACAAGGACAGCGACGCGGACAAAUCAAAGGACACUGUCACUGUCAGUAUGUCCUAGCUCAAGACAUACUAUAACUACUGCAGAACUGCACUUAGAACUGCACAUAUGUACAAAACAUAGUCAAGUUCCAUCACUACAGCGUAAUACUUUUCAUGUUGUUGUCUUGCCAGGAUCUGAUCUAAAACCCUGGGGAGGCUGAUUUGUAUCAAUAACAGUUACAUGUUCCAAACUCAGUUUAACAUAGCAUUAAAGACACACAACAAGACCUCUCUUUUUGUUUUGUUUUUUUACAGAUUCUUACUUGUACUCUUUAACAUUUUUCUAAUUGGCUUCUUAAUUUAUCAACAUCCACAAAUGUAGGAUUUUUACACAAAGCAGUAAUCCUUUGGUGCUCAGUCCAUGUUUGUUGGGAUUUUGUACAUUUAUUUAAAUCCUGUUUGGCAUUCAGUGCUUCACUCAACACGAGAAUCCAUUUUCUUUAAAGUCGACUAAUGCAGGAGACAGAAAACCACAUUAUGGUCCCAUCAUUUAAAUAACAAUCCUCUCACCAGCUAGAGUGGAGAUAUGAACACAUUAAUGAUCUAAAAGUAUUUGGUUAAAAUACGGUUUUAGGGGUCAUUACUGAAACACCAUAGAGAUCUCUCUGAUAUCUUAAACGAUGAAAUGAUAUCGUUCACUGUGUAAACGUCAUUCUGAAGUGGCAGAUAUGUUGUGUUAGAGUUUCAAUGCAGGUUGUCUAUUUCCGAACAUACAUACAGUAUAUAAGCUUUAUAUGCGGGCUGGGAAUAAAAAUGUGAGACUUUUUUUUUUUUUUUUUUUUAUAUUUCACAGCUAUAAAAAUGAAUAUUUGUUUAUAUUCAUAUUCAAUUCAUCCAAUUUUCUGUUUGGUUAUUUGAGAAGAUUACAUUAUAUUUUAUUUUCUCUAUGCAUCCAUUACUAAAACAUUUGCAAUUUUAAGUGACAAAAAAAGGUUGACUGGAUUAUAAGUAAUUUUAUUUAUUUUUUUGUUAAUGUGUAUUGAAUAUGGCAUGGUUUGAUACAAGCUUGAUGUAUCAUGUGAUGCCAGGCUGAUUACUUUUAAAUAAUCUCACGCUUUAUUUUUAUUAUUUAAAUACCUUUGUGUUCACUUGCACUUUUAACUCUUUUGGGUUAAUUAAAUUUUUAUUUUUGUGUUAUUUUUUUACCUUAAUUACAUAUGUUCUUUUUUUGCAUUAAAAUCAGAUCAAUAAUAAUAAUAUUUUCAUCUCAUUCAUCAUGCUUAAUACAGACAACAUAGACAUUUCAUUACUGAUUUCAAUCUUUAUGUACCGUUAAAUAAUUUUUGACUGAUCAAUUUGUAACACUUUUGAAUCUACUAUUUUAUUUCUGUCAGGACAAUGUCAUUUGUGUUCAUAAUACCCAUGUGUGAUCAACAGACAUACAGCAGUCCAGCAAAGUUACCAAAGCUGAGGCUAGGUCAUAACUGAAAUUAUGAUGCAUUAUUACAGGUCAUUACAGUACAAUAACACUGUUUCAGCAGCCUCCCUAAUAUUUAUAUCGACUGUUGACUGUUCAGUACGUUCUUAGCUCUUAAAAAGAAUUCCUGUGUGUAUAUGUAUAUAAAUAUUACAGUUUAAAAAUGUUUACAUAUUGUACAUAAAUAAAAUUUGGUGGUCUUAAUGUG
Molecule: messenger RNA, 5252 nt
Organism: Clarias gariepinus (North African catfish)
Lineage: Eukaryota; Metazoa; Chordata; Actinopteri; Siluriformes; Clariidae
Gene: zmynd8
Product: zinc finger, MYND-type containing 8
Exons: 20
Coding region: 65-3646 (1193 amino acids)
Biological process (GO): regulation of DNA-templated transcription
Molecular function (GO): protein binding
Source: RefSeq, a predicted model, not a curated record